This is a messenger RNA of Parasteatoda tepidariorum (common house spider), 4795 nucleotides long. The record is from RefSeq and is a predicted model, not a curated record. Lineage: Eukaryota; Metazoa; Arthropoda; Arachnida; Araneae; Theridiidae.
AUGGUUCAAGAAUUUCCAGAAGGCUUGUGCAUCCUACUUGAGAGUGCCAUAAUGUAUGGGCAAAAUGAUGAGCUUCUCAAUUUUCUUGCAAGUGAAAAUGCUACUUCAGAUGAUUUUGAUUGCAUAAUUAACAAGCUAGGCUUUAAAAGUGUUUUCAAAAUUGAGCAAAUCUCUGUAGACUUCAGAUUUUUAUUCUAGACCAUGAAGGUAGCAGGAACCUUACAGCACAGCAGCAGAUUGUUACAGCAUUUGCAGAUUAUUUUCGAUUAAGUGUUUUUAUUUUUAAAAAGCAAACAAACAGAUGCAGGGAAAUUGUUGAAACUCCUAAAAGCUGAUUUGAAAGAACAGAAAGUAAGGGAUUUUCGGUCAAGCACAAGAGAAAAUCUUGAUGAUUGUUUUGACUUUCCUGUUGUUCUCGAUAAUAUCUUAUUAUUGAUUGGAGAGAUUCUAUCUAUUGCUAAUUUAAGUUUGGAGCAAACUGUAAUCUUAUCAAGAAGUCUUCUCUUAAUUUCUUCUAAUGUAAAUUGUAGUAUUUCAAACACUAAACAGGUUCUUAAUAUGCUCAACAAAUCUUUUGAUGAUCAACAAGUUGCAUCAUGGCUUAUAAAUGACAAGUCCUUAGAAAUUGUUGUCGUGGCUCUGGGGAAGAGACUAUUUGUUAUUGGAGAUUUUGAGUGCCAAAUUGCCAUGUUUGAAGUUAUGUGUAGAUUGGCAUCAUGUGUACAUGAUAAGAUUUAUUGGGCACGCCUUUGGUUUUCUUCUAAACAACUCAAAGCUAAAUUUUUAAAUCUCAGACAAGAUCAGUUUGAGCAGGACAGUCGAAAAAUUUUAAAUUACAUUAACAUGAUGGAGCCCAUACCGAGAGUAUUCUCAUUUAUGGCAAAAUCAGUUUGGCUAGGAGAAUUCCAGCUUCAAAAGCCACAAGACAGUGAUUUCUGGAUCGAUCUAAGCUUUGGUUCUCAGAUAAUAUCUUUCUUUUGUUCCGAGAUUUUUAGUGAAGAGGAGGAUCCACCAUGGGAAACAGUAUCUAUAUCUGCAGGAAUGAUAGAUAAUUAUACUAUUUGUGAUAAUGCAGAGGAGGAGAUGACAACUCUCAUUCUUCAAUUAAAAUGUAGUUGCAAUCAACUCAUGUCAACCAACUCUGAAAAUGUACAGUUUGGCAGGGAUGAAGUUAAAAUAACUUUUUGGUGUCCUGAUCAUAAUAUAAAAAAACUUGUUGCCAGGUUACUAGAAGAAGAUUAUGAAGAAGAAAAGAUUGAAUUGAGUGAAAAUUUACAAAUUGGAAAAAGAAAGAUAUCAGUAUCUACAGAAAUUACGUCUUGUGAGCAGUUUGAGGAAACUGAAGCGUCAGUAAUUAAGAGAAGAAAGCUAUCAGAGAACAGUGAUUUACUGAAUGUUAAUGAAUUGCAGGAAACUGAAGCCAUACAACAAGGGCAUCGAAAAAUAUCUGAAAGUGAAAAUUUAAUGAAUGCUUUUGAAACAAAGAAUGAUCCUGUCUUGCCAAGUGUUGGAAGAAAACUCUCUGAGAUUGAUGAAUUAAUGGAGACACAUCAAAUUGAGGAAACUAAUAUCUUGCCUAAGAAAAUUAGAAAACUUUCUCAAUCUAAGGAAAUUAUUACAUCAGAAGAAAAUGAGACAAAUGCAAUAUCUAUGGAACAGGUCAAAACUGCUAUUGAUGAAAUAUUAAAAACGAAUAUUGUUGAGAAAGAAAAAACAAACGAAACAGAUACAUUCAAACUGCCUAUCGAAGAUGAUUCUCAAUAUGUAAUUUCAGCCACUCCUGUUAACCAAAGAGCAUCCGCUAAUAAGUUGAAAGAAAGAAAAUUGAAAUCAUCUCUGUCUCUUAAGUCACAAAGAAAACCUGAUACUACCAGGCAUAAUUUCACUGAUGCCAAAGUUAAUAAUGUUAAAAGUUUCUGUUCAAUGAGUAACAGUUGCACAGACAGAUGUGAUUUAAGUGACAAAAUUGUAAACUUGACCCCACAGGUACAACCGAAACGUGUAAAAUUGUUUAAUGUGGAUUCCACUCCCAUGUACAAUAAACCACCUACUUUGAGAUCUAGCCAAGUUGUCCAAAAUAAAAACAUUUUUGUAAAUAAUGAUAGUAAUGUGUCCCAGCUGAUUGCUAAUGAUGAAGAAAACUUUAGUAAUGAGAGUAUUUUGGAAACAAAAAAGACUAAAAUCUCAGAUGAAAAAAAUUUAGUUAGUAAAAGUAAAAAUGAUUUAGCAUUAACUCAAGUGCGAGCCUCGCCUGCUUCUAAAUUAAAUGACACAGUUGCUGUUGAAUUUGAUGACUUGAACUUGCCUUGUUUGGAUGUAUUUUCCAAUAAGGAACCUCCUAAGGAAGAAAAUUUACAGAAAGAUACAGAAGCUAAAAAGAAGAAAGAUUCUCCUAGUUCAAAAAAAGAGAAUACUGCUAAAAAGAGAACAAGAAGGAAACAAACUCAAAGGCAAAAUUUUAGUUCAGAUGUUGAUUCUGACUCCCAAAUUAUAUCAGAUAAGAAUUCUAAAAAAAAGAUAGAAAAAAAGAAAAUUCAAAGACAAAAGAUCUUAGAUGAAGAUUUUGACACAAGAACUUUAGUGAAUAAGAAACCAAGAGCUGCUGCUUUGAACGCAAAGAGAAAAAAUAAAAGUUUACUAAAGCAAAAAGAGUUGGAUGAAAAUUCUAUACUUUCUUCAACAAUCAAAAGAAAGUAUGAAAGUGAGGAUGAUGUUAGUUGUUAUUCACCAAAAAAGAAGAAAAACAAUGCUUGUUCAAUUUUCCAGACUGAUACGGAAACUCAGAGUAGCGAAAUCAGCUGGUUUAAAGGAGGAAAACGUGGGUUAUUUCAAACUCCUCCAUUAAAGAAUUACACAAGAAAGAAUUAUAAAAGCAGGACUUCUCUGAAAAAGUGGAAACAACAAGGAGCAAUUCAAAAGAAAAGGGAAUUUCAGAAGAAAACUAAAUUUUUUGAUGACAAAAGUUCAGAAUCUGGUACAAAAUCAAAGAGUAUGGGACUUUCUGAUAUAGACAAAUUUAGUUUAGUUGUAGAAAAAGAAAGUCCUAAAAAAAUGGCUCAUGUUAGGAAAUCCACAAAUUUUCAUUUUGAAUUACUGAAUUCAGUUAAUGAAAAAAUACUUGAUGCAACAUCUGAUGAAAAUUUAAAUCAUAAUUUUACUGAUAAUGACAUUAUUGGUGGACAUUCCAAUCCGAGGGUUUUGGACAAACUUAGUUUGCCUAAACAAGCAAAAAAAAAUAUUAGCAAAGAUAAUCAGAGUUUCAAAAUAAAACCCGUUAAACAAAAGGAAAAGUUUCUGCAUUGUAACUAUUUAAAAAUAAGUGAUGAAAAAUCAAAGCUUAAAACUGUGAGAAAAUUCGAUACAUAUGUUAAAGAUGGCUUGUGUACCUCUCUUAAAGCUUUCGACAAAACUCAUGAUGAUUUGUGUUCUACAAUCCAAAAUUCCAAAUUUGGGCUCAUAAAUCAGAAUAAUUACAGUAAAUCUGAAGGAGAUCAAAUGGACAUUAAUAUUGAGCAUCCAGAAACUUUGUUUGACGGUAGUGAAUCAAGAAAUGAAUUUACUGCUACUUUGAAUAUUCAGGAGGAGAAGUGUGAUUUAUCUAAACCUAGUUCUCUACCUGAUAUUCAUGAGACUGACGAGAAUGUUUGUAGAACUUUGUCAAUAGAGAGUUUGAACUCCUUAGAAGAAUUACGAAAUGAAGAAAGUGGCAAGAAGUUACACAUGAAACUGUUUUUAGAGAGUUUGUCCAGCGAGUCACCUCCGCCUCCAAGUGAUAUGGGAGAUUUUUGUGCAAGAGUGGUCUCUAAAAGAUCUUCAUCACAGUGCUCUUUUUCUGUAAAUGAAAUUCCUUGUAAAAAUAUAAAAACUGAUAAAAAUCAAAAUGAUCAAAGUGACCUACAGUUUAGCCCUAAGAAAAUGGAAAAGAAGGUUAAACGAAAAUUGAAUGUACACAUUGGUUCUAUUGUUAAGAACCGGAAAUCUGAGAAAAUUUUUAUACAUUCUGAAAAGAAAUCCCCAAGCUCUCCAAACAAGCAAUUUAAGGAUAAAAAACAAAACAAAGCUGAUUUAAGGAUUCAUCAAAAUAUCAUUAAAAAUGUUUCAAAAAUGAAGCAAAUGUCAUCAAAAGAAAAAUUGAAUAUGGAAAAAAAUUUGUCAUAUUCAGUGUUAACUAAACUCGCCUCCGAAGUAAAUCUUCUAACAAAAAGACUUUUUGGAACAUUACAGAAAUGUACUUCUAAUUUUUGUAAUGAACUGAACAUUCUUCGAUCUAACUUCUUGAUCAAAAUUGAAGAUAUGAUUUCUCAUAAUACAAAUCUCAGUGAAAAAGAUUUGAAAAAACUGGCUUUGAAUUGUAAAGAAAGUAGACUUCAAAUACAAACAAGCUUUGAACAAAUAACGGAAAUUGGGAGAAUCUAUUUUGAGGCUGAACAAAUGAAGGAAAAAAAGCUGAAAAACGUUCAUAGAAAGAUUACUGUGAAGUAUUGCUGUCAUCUGCGUGCUGCUGUUGAAGUAGCUGUGAAAAGCAUUGAAGAGAGAAUUGUUGGUAGAGCUGGAGCAAUGUUCAAGAAAUUUUUACAAGGAAUUUAAAUGAGUUUGAAUUUGCGGCUCAUUUUAAAACAGUUAGCAUUUUCCUGCCAUAUUUUAAUUGUAAAUAUGUCUGCUUUACCAUAUUUAUCAAAGAUAUCAGCUCUCUUCUUUUUUUUAACUCUUUGCUUUUGUUUAUAUUUGUUAAAUCUUUUUUUCAUUUUAAAUAUAUAGUUAAUUUCUACUAUAUUAUAUACAUAACCUGUUUGUG